Molecule: messenger RNA, 1342 nt
Organism: Oryzias melastigma (Indian medaka)
Lineage: Eukaryota; Metazoa; Chordata; Actinopteri; Beloniformes; Adrianichthyidae
Source: RefSeq, a predicted model, not a curated record
CUAAGCUAGCUUGGCCUCCGUGAGCACGCGAGGCAGCGAUGGCACGCGCGCGGAUCGUCUUUGUCCGCGCGAUCAGACUACAGUUUAUUUGGUUUCUGCGCUGCCAGCUCGCUGACUCGUGUGCCUCGGGGGAGCAGAGAACCAGCUCCGAGACGUCCGUGCUCUGCAGAGCCUGCGGACAUGAGCUGGCCUCCGGGGCCGACAUCGCCUUCGUCCCCAGCCGGCUGGCCCUGUCCACGCGCAACGACACGCUGGUUAAUGGGCGACGAGUGAACGUGCAGCUCUUUGAGAACCCCCACGGAGUCCAGUUUGAAGUAGUGACAUUCAGGAAGGCAGACGUUACCAAACACUGGCCGGCGGACAAGCGCUUCUCCUGGUACCCCGGGUUCUCGUGGACUGUUGCCACAUGCCCCAGAUGCAGGUCUCAUGUAGGCUGGGCGUUCCAACCCACGGAAUGGACAGACACAAUCACAAAACACAAGUUUGAGGAGUCUGGGAACACUUUCGUGGCUUUAAUCACCCAUCAGAUACUGACGGAAGACUUUGCCUCAAGCCUCCUCAUGACACCCAAGUCUUUUGUGAGCUGACGUAUCCAAUUUUGACUCGGCAGGAACUUUGUACAUUCAUUUAGUUUGACCACUAUGAACAUUUGGCUUUCAGUAUAAAAAUGUUCGCCUGGAAUGUGAAACAGGUAGCCCAAAAUACCAUCCAUUACAACCCAUGAAGCAGUGGGGGCCCAAAAUGUACACCAUUUUUGUUCAGUUUUGUUCUUUAUUAAAAAUGUCAUUUCAAAUCUUGUGGAUAUCCGUAAAACAAUACAAUGAAGAAAAAAAAAAAAAUCCCAUAGAAAUGGUGUCAAAAUAACCACUCUCCCCAAUUACUCUUGCCCCUCCCCAACUUAUCCCACCCCUUGAACAUUACAAAUAAAGGAAUGAGCUGGUACUCGUCAAACCACACAGGGAGAAAUACAAUUUCAAGGACGCAGUGUCCCACUUAAGAAAAAAAAGGAAUAGAGGUCUGCUAGCGCUAGAUCACUACACCAUGGCUUGAGCUGAUUUACCAGACAACCUUGACAGGGAGAAACGGAACUGUCUUGAAACUCUACUCAAGAUUCUGAACUGAUUCUUUUUUAGACUUUUAUUUUUUUUUUAGAUCAAGUCAGGUAUUGUACUCACAAUUCAGGGCAUUGUGCCACAGGCCUUUGAUGAAUAAAAGGAAAACAUAACAUGGCACCAAUUAAUGAUGACGCUUCAGAGUGGAAAGUGAAGCACCAACGAAUAUAAAAUAAAAAUAAAAAAAAAUUGCUCCCGAGUACAACUGGGAAAAAGGAAAAAAAAAAAAA